CUUUGAGGAGUAAACCAGCAGCAAGGAGGUUUGCAGACAUGAUCUUGCUGUGAGAGAAAAUACACUGUCCUACACAGCAGGUGUCUGUUGAACCAUAACCGAAUUUGAAAGCCACAACUGCCUAGGAUCAAAAGGGAACUUUCAUAAGAAAAAAAAGGCCAUCAUAAAACAAGACUGUGUUGUAUUUCAGAUUGUAACAUUUAUGCACAGAAAAGACAUGAACUCUGCAUAUAACACCGGACAAGGGACUUUCAUUCCAAAAGAAGAGUUUAAGAAAGUUCCAUUAAACAAUGCAUCUGUUCCAGAGUACCUGUAUGAUUUUAAGGAUCCGCUUAGCAGAAAAGAGCAGUCUUGUAGUAAGUCCAAAGUACAGCACAAGGGCAAAAUAUGUCAUUUAGAAAAUUUGCAAAGAAGCAUAUUACAUACUACAAACAAUGCCGUGUCCCAUGAUGACUGUGAUUAUGAAUCUGUAACAGUCAGCCUACUCCAAAUGGAUCAAAACACAGAUAACCUUUGUAGUGACUCAAAAUAUUUUCAGGCAUUGAACAAAGAUAUUUAUUUGAGAUCACAAUUUAGAUCCACCGGGGUGUCCACUAAUGAAUGGUUCAUCUCAAAACCUGACUCUAUGGUGCAAAAUGACAAAAUUAGCUCUGGCUUACUGAGUUCAAAAGACAUAUUGUCAUCAAAUAACUUCAAUAUAGACACAGAGCAUACACUGAAAAUGUUUAAUUUGGCACCCAAACAUAUUUAUGGCACAUACGUUAAUCACAAGAGAAAUGAAAAUUCACAAGGACACAACUCAACUGAGAGAACAGCUAAUAAUAUUGGAUCAAAUCUCUGCUCACUUUUUGCAAAUUAUUGUGAAUCCAAAGACAAAAUAGACCACUAUAUAUCUUCUAGAAUGCAGAAUUUGAGCAACCUUAAAAGAAAGUUACCUAUAAACAUAUCAGAAUGCAGACAAAAGACAGCAAAGAUCCAUCUGUGUAUCUGCAGAGAUAUUAAUGUCUCAAGGACCAGGAAAGGCUGCAGCCUGAUGCAUAGAGAGAGAAAUUAUGGAAGAAAUGAAAGGAGGGCUUAUUUUAAAACUCCAUAUAACAAAGCUGGAGGCUUUCCCUUGAUUGCAGCAUGCCAGGAUGAGGAUCAAAAUGGUUCAUUACAUAGUUCAAAGAGUUUCUGGCCUAUCAAGAAUGCAUGCUAUAAAGAAAAUCCUGUAGCUAUCUCAGCGACUGCCUCUAGAAUUCAAGAAAAGUUUAAUGAAAACAGUCAACCUUCUAAAAUGUGUCUCAUUACAGGUCAAGCCAUUGGUAAUAAUGAUUCAGCAGAAAAACGCUCACCAUAUUUAACCAUUGAUACAUCGAGAAAUAUCACUAGAAAUCAUUUUGUUUAUGAUACUACUCGUUACUAUUUUCAUGGAGAAGAACAAUGCAGACAACAAGAUUCUUCAGCUUUGUUCAUCAGUUACAGGGAUGUAGAUGGUAAACGUUUUGAGCUGUUAGUAACCCCUGAUUUAAUACUUAAGUGCAUGAAUUAUAUAAAAAAGAGUGAAGUGAAAAACAAAGAAAGCAUUUCCUUCGUGACCGAUGAAAACUCUGACCAUCAUUGCAUAAGGAACACUUUCUCAAGUAUACAGAAAUAUUCUCCAAAAUGCAAUGAUCUGCAAAAAAACUAUUUUGCAUUGCUUUGUACUGAUAUAAAAUCCUUGCUUUUCUGUCUCUAUGAGACUAGUGUUGAGUCAUUUCUGACAACCGAUAAAACCUUUUCAGCACAGCUCAAUAACACUAGACAACUAGCGGAGCAACAUUUUGCUUCUGACGUUGUGUACACAAUUCUCGCAUUAAACGGAAGUACUAAAAAUGGCUGCUCAUUAAGGAGAAACUUUCCGAGUACAUCUGAAGUAGGCUUUCUCAGAGAAAAUAUUGAGCAAUGUCUGAAAUACCCAUUUAAAAACUUGGGCAUAACACUUGAAGAAACAGAAGAGGCUUCUUCGUCUUGCACAAAAACAUCAAACUCAAGUGCUUGCAAUGCUGAUACCAUUUAUAGGACAAUAAUUAGGACACAGGCCCCAGAUGUUUUCGAAAUCGGCAGAAACAGAGAAAAUCUAAAACAAAACAUGUUUGAUGAGCAUAUGAUCCCAAACUCAAUAGAGUUUAAUGAAUCUUUAAAUAAUAAUCUCAGGCUCACAGAUCAUUUUCCCUACAGUAAUAAUAUUUCUUUAAUACUGAAAUACAGAAAUAACCUUGAUCAAACUGAGAGAAUGUCUUCAGCGAUUGGGUCAAAGCCUUUCGGACAAAAGUCACUUAACUAUACUAAAGGGAUUAAUAUAUCCAAUAAAGAAGGUUUGGAUGUGCCAGGGGAGGUUUCAGAUGACGAAACUGCUGUGCAUUUGGUCACAGAAAUCGAGAAAUCACCACUGUUUAAUGAUACCACUGGAAAAUUGCAUGAAAUAUCACUUUAUGAAAAUGACCCUUUGAAGGCAAAUUUAAGCAAGCUUUCUUAUUCAGUUUUAGAUAAUAUUGAAAAAGAUGUGUCUGUUUAUAAAUCAAUUCCAGAUUUUGUGAAAGAACGUGUCCAUGAAAAACACAAAUUGUAUGAUGUUCAGCAUAACAAAAUACUGGCAGAGUCAAGCUCACAAGAUGGCACAUAUUGUCUACAGGAUUCAGAAAAUAUUACAGACGAAAUUACCAGUGACGAUAAGGUUUUGUUUUCCGUGUCUGAAAAAUGGAACGAGAAAUUUGAACGGAAAGCUCAGUUUGAUUUGGUACUGGAAGAGCUGUCAUUAUUUCAUAAAAUUAGCGAAGAACAAAAACAUUCUUGUGAAACCGAGCUAAAACUUAAAUUGGAAUGCAGCAAUUGUCCUUUUACCAAGACAUCUGAAAUAAAAAGCACAAAGUACACAGGUAACUCCAAUACAGUUAAUUCACAUGGUCAAGCUUUAUCAAAGAAAGUGCAUGAUUCUAAAGGCCAGAAUCAGCCACAUGGACGGGAUCUACCUUGCCCAAAUUUGUCUACAAGUUCAGCUGAAGAAGAGUCACUUAAAGUCAUUAAAGAUGUACGUACGGCUUUUUCAUGUUCACCAACCUCUGUGUCAUGUGAGCAUAGGCAAGAACAUGUUUCAACAGAAAUAGCAUUUUCUAAUGGGAUUGGAAGAUUGACACCACUCAAAACACGCACUGGUCCUCUGCGUAUUGGCCUGUCGAAAAAGGCAAGGAUUCAACAGCUGCACCCCUAUCUGCAAUAAUUCGUUAUCUUUGAGGUCCUGAAAUCGAAACAUUACUGGAAACUAUUGAAACUCUUGUUGUUGUAGGAAUAAAGGUGAAAAAUAUGGACUGGUUAUACCAAAUGUUCACUAUACAGAAAUUUUGUUUGUCUUCGUUGAGGAAUCCAACAUGGUUUGUGUAUCUCAGUUUGCAUUGUUGU
Molecule: messenger RNA, 3417 nt
Organism: Xenopus laevis (African clawed frog)
Lineage: Eukaryota; Metazoa; Chordata; Amphibia; Anura; Pipidae
Gene: rad51ap2.L
Product: RAD51-associated protein 2-like
Exons: 4
Coding region: 203-3238 (1011 amino acids)
Source: RefSeq, a predicted model, not a curated record